Molecule: messenger RNA, 1251 nt
Organism: Durusdinium trenchii
Lineage: Eukaryota; Dinophyceae; Suessiales; Symbiodiniaceae
Source: the annotation of a GenBank genome assembly
AUGAGUCACUACAAGCUAUGCUUUAAGCAUCGCAGUGGAGCAGGAAAGCGGGUGCGUAAGCUGGCUGCAGGUAUGCGUGAGGACAAGAAGAUUCAUUCUGUACGCGGCAGUCGCAGGAGCGUGACCGUUCUCACAACGUCAUGGUCCGAUGGCACGCCAGGGCCAAUUGCCUUCUGUGUGGCUGAGGGUCACAUAAGCGGCCAAGACAUUGUGGACUACAAUCUCAAGAACUAUGGCCGGAGUAUGGUGGUGACCUCCGGAGGAUCCAGUCAUUUCAUGACAGGGGAGACAAUGAUGAUCAUGAUGGAGCAAUUGAUAUCGCCGGCUCUGAAAUUGCAACGUGAACGGCAUGGCCUGAGCGAUCAGGAUCGCGCAGCACUGCUGUGUGAUGCUUGGACUGGCAGCUUCUCAAAACAUGGCGGACUUGACUUUCGAAGGAGCACUUGGUUCACAUCGCAUAACUGCGAACCGCCACGCCUCCAACCUGGUGGCUGGUCCACCCAUGGCCAGCCUGUUGACUCCAUGCACCAGAGCUUUCGACAGGAGAUUCGCAAGGUGGAUCUGGCAUCAACAGGGCAUGUAUGCGAUUUGCGCAACAGGGCACGCUUUGAAGACCUGGACAUAAAGGCAUCGGGCCAGAUUGCAGCUUCAGUCCAGAACAUGCGCCGUGUGCUGGAACUCUCCCUUCAAGCUUGGAACUCGAUUCCUAUCCGAGUUUUUCAAGCAAGCUGGAUAGUGACGGGGUACUUUGAGUCCAGUCACUUUCCACCAAUCGAUCAGACUCCUUCUGACAUUGGUGCCGCUCAGAAGGUGCUGGAUCCGGCUGGAGUGAGUGGAGGGUCUUUGCCAGGAACUCCUCAGUUUUGUCACAAAUAUGAGUGGCAAGUGCAGGACUACACGCCAGAUGAGUGGCAUGGGCUGCCAUACGAGAUCGCUCAUGCUAUUGUGCGAUGUGUCACAAUGCAUGGAAAGGCAUUCUUGGACGCCAAGAGAGAACUUCAUGCCCAAAAGCAAGUCGACCUCUCCGGAAAGAAGCCCAAAACCUUGAAGUUGAAAUCGGCGUUUGAGGCGCUUCAUGAAUCAAACAAAGCGCUACUCCGUGAUGAACCGAAGAACUGGCUGGGUGGCGACUUCCGAGUGGUUAAACACCCAUGUGAAGGUUGCAGAGGAUGGGAAACCACACCCCAAGAAGGAGAAAGGCAAACUGUGGAUCCUAACCAUCCACAUCAAGAUUGUCGGCCCCAACAUUGA